GCCUUGAGAAGAUCGCCGUUCGAGUAGAAUCUUUCGGUCAAGCUAAAGCAAGCCCUAGGGGUCUUGCCAUAUCCCCGGAGAUCCGAUCCAGGCGAGAAGGCCACCUUUUUCUUGAUCAUGAAGAAGACGAAAUCGAACAAGGCUUCUUCGCAGGAAUUACAGAACGGCCAUACUCCAUCCUCUAAAUUCCUCAAAUUGCUCGAUCCCCAGGCUUCGUGGGAUAAGGAUAAUUUGGGGGAUACCCUGCAUUGGAUCCGGCAGGGAUUGGGUCUUUCCUGCGGGUUGUUGUGCGGCGCAGUACCUUUGAUUGGGGCUUUCUGGAUUGUAGCAUUUAUGGUGCUAUCAACCAGCAUUAUCUAUGGCUAUUACACGUAUGUACUAAAACUAGAUGAAGAAGAUUUUGGAGGUCAUGGAGCAUUACUUCAGGAGGGUCUUUUUGCAUCAUUUAGCCUGUUUUUGCUUUCGUGGAUUGUCAUAUACAGUUUAUUACACUUUUAAAGACGGUCAUCACGUUUGAAUUCCUCUCUGAAAUCCAGAUGCAACCCGUGGAGUUUAAUGCCCAUCAGUUUGGUGUUGAAUGGAUUGGAAUCUGUUAGUUUCUUUUUUAUCUAGAAUUAUAUGGACAGCGGAAUGCACCACUGCUUAACGUUUUUCUUGUUCAACUAUCCUUGACACAUGAUUUUUAGCAGUAAUAAGGUGCGAGAGUAUUUCACUGAUGGCUCAUGAAGGAGAACGAGAGCCGUGUGCAAAUCAUAUUUGAAUUGUCGUCAUUUGGAUCAUUUUAGUUUUAGUUUUUUUAAUUGGGCAAAGGUAAAUUCAUAUUUGAAUUG
Molecule: messenger RNA, 830 nt
Organism: Zingiber officinale
Lineage: Eukaryota; Viridiplantae; Streptophyta; Magnoliopsida; Zingiberales; Zingiberaceae
Product: respirasome Complex Assembly Factor 1-like
Exons: 4
Coding region: 118-498 (126 amino acids)
Biological process (GO): mitochondrial respirasome assembly
Source: RefSeq, a predicted model, not a curated record